AUACGAUUAUUUAGCAGCGAAUAGUAGCGUCGUAUUGUAAAAAGCACUACAGUGUUAUGAUAUUUCAUAAGAGAAAGAGAAGUUAUAACUGUCGUACUUGAUUAUUGAACAAAUAAAUUUCUCGGUGAAAUAGAUUGGAUCAAGGUGUAUGUUUAGUUAUUGAAAGAAACGUGAUAAAUGUAAACAAAGUUUUAUUGAAGUUGAUUACAUUGAUUAUGACAGAUUUUUCUAUAAAUGACCUCAUGUUAUGCCAUAUGUUUCAUAAAAUGAUUAAUAAGUAUUUUUCUGUGAAUAUGGUUCUUGUUUACUUAAAUUAUUCUAUAUCUCUUGUUGUUAUUGAUAAAAGUAUAUUUAUAAGCAGUAUAAAAUUGAAAGAAUAAUAUUAAUACCACUGCAAUGUAAAAGCAUAAAUCGAUAUGAAUUUUAUCAAUUUAUAUUCAAGACUUGGAAUAUUCCAACUUUCAGUUUGCUUUGUAUAUGUUGUAUAUGAUAACUAUGUAAUUGUAGAUUAUGGAUAUGCUAAACUAAGCAAAUAACUAUGCCACGCUAAGUUUUGUUUCCCUUUAACAAAAUUAUAUGCUAACUUAUGUUAUAGAUUUUGACUUUGUAAAAGAUAUUUACUUUAUUGAUAAAAAUUCCAUUAUUGUUUAUUAAUAUGGAAGCUGAAUCAUCAAAACACAUAUGUAAAAUACAAGCUGUUAAUCGCGCCCGUAAAAUACCAAGUGUAAAUUAUUUAUGGGAUAAAUCUACAGCAGUAUAUGGUCGUGUAAAAGAUACAAAUGUAUUUGUACAUUGGGCAUUUAACACUAUGGAGAACAUAGUUAAUACCAUGGUUGAAAAGUCAUUGCCAGUUGCUAAAUUAAUAGAAAAGCCUAUUUGUACACUUGAUAAGACAUUAUGUCAAGGAAUUGAUUAUGUAGAAGUAAAAUUACCCAUAAUAAAAGAAGAACCAAAGCAGAUAAUAAACCGGACUAAGUCUCUUGUAUCAGAACGUCUUAGACCAGCUGUUAAAACAUUCACAGAUUUAAAGAAGGGAACCAAACAUAGAGUUAAAGUUAUAAAGUUACACACUUAUUACAAAGUUCAUUAUUUAAGAAUGUAUAGUUGGCAGCAGGCAGAUAGAGUUAUGUCAACUGAAACAGGAAUUAGUAUUUUAAAAACUGUUGACAGUACCACUGAUUUCGUUGAAUUAAUAUUGGAUAAAUACUUACCUAUUCCUUCUGAUGAUUUUCACAAUAAUGAAACUGAAAAGUUAUGCAAUGAAGAUGCCAAACUUCAUCACACUGUUGGGAGAUUAAGUGAAUUUAGUUCUCGUACUUCAAAACGUAUUUACUUUGCUUUAAUGGAAUUGCAACAUAUUUAUAGAAUGGAAAUUCGUUUGUUGAUAUCAGAUAUUAUAUGUAUACUCUUAUUAUUCAAAUACAUACUGCAUGGUUUGUUACUUUAGACGGGGGAAGUACAUUUCUGGAGAGUGGAGAUAUAAGAGAUUCACUUCUUGAUUACGAAGGUCCUAUCUGUUCGGAAAAUAGAAAAAAUAUUUUUUCUGGGAAGAAUCCUAGCGAUGUCAAAAUUGAAAGUUACUGUGUAGAUGUAGAUUUGAGUUCCGAUUUUUCAUGUCCUAUGGUGUCUUGUUUGGACUCAGAUGCUUCCUCAAACCUCGUCUGAUAUUGUUUCCGAUUUGACAUUUAACAUGGAAUUUUUUUCUGUUUCGAGUUUUCUCUCGUAGUAAUAAUGUCACAUUCUCCAGAGUUCGGGAUAUCGGGAGUAGAUAGUAACAAAAUAUGAUUGGUGUACAAAGGUUAAGUAUGCAAAGACAAUUAAUAUAAAAAGACAAUUAAAGUAAAUUGCAUCUGGAACACAUUUCUCCUCAUUUUUUAAUUAUCCAGCUGCCUACGUAAAGAAUCGCAGAACAUUAUCAGAAUAUAGAAUUAUCAAUUAUCACAAUAUGACAGUUUCACUUAAACCCCCUGAAUAAUGAUAAUCCUAUUAAACACGGAUUACAUUCGGAAUCCUCAAGUAGAAAUAACUGCAAUUUUAUCUACAAUUAUAUGUAAUGAUGGGUUUGUUCAGGAACAUGGAAUAAGUAAGGGUUUAUGAUAUUGCCGAUCGGGCCCGAAGAGGGGUCUAGACCAAAAAAACUUGAAGGGCCGACAACGUCAUGAACCAUUCGACAAAAGAAGCAAAUUGUUACCCUUCACUCCCUCUUUGAGUAAUUAAUAGCGGGGCAAAGGAGAGAUUAUGGCUCUUCUUGGGAAUUUUUUGCACAGUCUACGACCAGAUACUAAAGGUCAGUCGUCAAAAAUAGUUAUUUUUUGCUUUACGAAAAUCACAGGUCAUGGUCUAACCAGCGGACACAACAUAACGAUCGAUAUUCUGUAUCAUAUCCAGAAGGGACAAUCCCUUAAUAACCACGCAUUCAAAAGCUAAUACAGUCCACACUGUGAUAAACUCCCUGGCUUAUACCUACUUUCGAAUAUUUGAACACGUACAGGGUUUACUAAAAAAUGUGACUAGAUGUCGCGAUUAUUUUGAAUAUUACAAAAGCAGUCAAACAGUCAUUUAACACAUUUUAUUUUAAAAUUCUGUAUUGUUUUGGGAUAUAAUGUAAAUUUAUUCCCUUGCUUCGUUAAAUCAAUCCUCAACCAAUCAGAGAAAGGUGAGAACAAGGUGGUGAGAAAAAAAUUGAAUGAUAGAAAUGCUAAAAAUCGGUUCAUGUGAUCGAAGUUGCGCAACAUGAAAAUUGAACGUGGCUACGGUGAAAUAAACCCCACACUGAAUAUUUGAAUAAAUAAAUAUGCAUUAUCAAGAAGAGUGAGCGAGACAGAUCGAUCGAUUUUUACGAUGUGAAACGUGUGAAAUACGCUUCCACCUUGAAAGACGAUGAAAGUUAAUAAAUAUAGGUUACGAUCGAUGUAUGUGUUAAUUUGUUAUCGACAAACUAUUGGAUCGAAAAACAGCUGGAUUAGGGACGAAGAAACUUGGUCGAUGUCUGAAGCACUUCUGCAGACAAUUUAUUUAUCCAAUAGGAACGAUGAAACUUUUUCAAACUUCAAGCUUUGUGAAAAAUAACUCUGUCGAAAACGUCGUAUUGAAACAAUGGGAUACGUCCAGUAGAUAGACGAUCCGUGGAAAUAAAAAGUAACCGUAAGCCUGGGAAAUGGACGCUUCUUACUACUUUAGCGAUUUUCAUUAUUCGAACGAUUUAGUCAAGUAAUAAGUACGUAUUUCCGUUAAAGAGGUGUUACGUUCAGCUUCAUGGAUUUUUCAAUGCAAGAUUGAAGAAACGCUGUUGAGUGCCGAAGCGUGCAGACGUGUGUCUAGUGCUCUGUGAAGUUCACAAUACAACACGUGACGCCCAUCCGUCGAAAGUGAAUCGAAACAGACAUAAACCAAGUGUUUCUAAACUUACUGGUCGAAAAUCCAACGCUCCUAAUCUCUAAUCCGAAUCAUAGCCUCUCGACUAGUUAUUUCAAAUUGAAUUAACUAGCUCGAAGAUGGCCCAAGUAUCUCGAUCAGGCUCUCUUGAGCAAAACCAUAACUGCACCGCUCUAUCUCCUCCGUGGCAAAAGGACAAUAUAUCCCUCCUUUCAAACGACACUAAAAACAUAAAAAAACGUAAGCUAGAAACAGUUAAAAUAAACGCAAACACUAGCCAGAACGAACAGUCAAUAAGCCGUGUAACCACUUACAAUAGAUUCGCAAUAUUAGAAUCCACAAACGACUCCAUGGACGUAUAAAUUUGUUAAUACUAAUAAUUUGUAAGUUAUGAGUUGCAAAAUCUCUAAUAAUAUUGAUUCAAUUCUGCAAAAGAACCCAAGAGGAAGUCUUCCAAAGCACGGCUCGCUACAUUGUCAUCCACACGGAAAGCCUGACUGACAUGUGAAUACGUGUGAACAGAGCAAUCGUUGAUUGCAAUUACGCUACGUCAUGCCAAACUCGUAGGACGAGCAAUUCGAUCAACUAAUAAGCAAUAUUUUGUAAUUUCUCUUACAUAAAACUGUACUAAAAAGCAAAACAUAUGCACGUAUGAUAUUGAUCAAAUGUAAGAUAAGUUUUCUUAGUGCAUCCAAAUAGUAUACCGAGUCACAGCAAUUACGUACCUCAAUAGAAUGCUAUCUCGAUCAGUUCCUUAAAAAUUAUAAAUCAAACUUCGCUAGAAAUAGGUAUACAAAAUAUUAUACUGCUUUCGACACUUCAUUGCAUAUUGUAUCCGCUGUUUUUCACUUCUCAAUUGAAAACUGCAGAAAUCUCAGUGUUUUGUCAAUUGAGAAUACUUUUUUCAAUGUCAUUCAAUUUUUGUAAACUAUCUAUGUCAUACGUUUUAUGUCAUACAUAUUAUGUUACGUUUAGGAUUGUUAAUCUUUACCUUUUUAGAAAAUAUGAGAAAUUCAUCCACAGUCAAGGGUCAUCAUGGUCCUGCACUGGUGUCAUGCGAACGUGAUUUAAACCUCUGAAAAUACUGCUUAGACCUCGAGGCAGUUCCAAUUACCCCGCUACGUUGUACGCGAUAUUAGUUGGAUGUUGACAUUAGCCUUGAUAAAAUCUCUCGACAGCUUGUAGCUAGUCCGCUUAUUAUUCAUUACACUUUCAAGUGCGGUGAAGCUUCGCCGGUAGGAGGGAACAAGUCUGUCGCGUGAAUAUCCACGUGUCGUUUUCUAUGGAAGGUGGUUAAGAUAACUGAUAUGUGCGUAAUUCGUACAGUUACGCAUAUUUAUUCCACUUUCUGGGAUAAACGAAUAUUAUAUGUCUCAUUACUACGAAAUAUUCUUUUCUUCGAUAGUUCGAUAUUAUAUUUGAUAUGAAAAUUUGAUAUUAUAUUUGAUAACGUGUAAAUGUAAUUGCUAAGAAAUUGAAAACAAUUUAUUGCGAUUGUUUAAAAUAUUUAAAUUACACGAAAAUAUUUACACACACAUAAUUUAGUUUUUUCACACUGCUUAAAAAUAGUGUGUAGAGGAUUGAUCUUAUCAGAUAUCACGAAAUACAGAUUACUGUUUGUGAGCAAUUUAUUUAAGAUAUUAAUUCGACACAAAACACAAGUCCAGAUAUAAUAACUUUCGCGAAAUAAAUACGCGCAGUCUCAAGAAACUCCGUAUAUACGUCUGAUGCGUCUGUAUGCUUAUACUGCGAUCGCUGAACUUCCUCGCUCGUCAUUUCGUUUGUUUAUUUAUACUGGUCGGGGGACAGUCGGAAAGUUUGAACUUGAUUGCGUUUGACGGUUGAAAGUAGCGGCGACAUUGUUUUGCUCGGAGUUCAUUACUCCUUGCAAUACCUGUGACCUAACGGUCAUGAUACUCCGAAACAAAACAACAACAGGAUUUGAAUUUGUCCUGCUCGCGUGCCGCUAUAAGUGUAAUCAAAUGGAUAUUUCAAUAUUGCCCGAGCAGCCGAGCUAACUGGACGUGCAAAGUAGUGCUUCAGAAAAGUGCGGCAAGUGGGGAAGAGAAAUUUAAGAACGGUUACGCCUAUAGCCAAACGGAGGAAACCCGUGUCUUCUAUUAAGAAGACUAGCAAACCUACCAUAAAAGAUAUUGCACCAAUAAAAAUUAUAAACAAAAAAGAUCAAUACUACAUAUACAAAACAACAGAUACAUCAAAAACAAGUCAACAAACAAACCAAGGACAGGACUGCUCAGCCACAAUUGAAGUUGACAUGGAAAUCAACAAAGUAACAACUCAACAGGACGAAAGCUGGAAGGUAGCCAGCUAUAACAAAAAAAGAAAAAUAACAGGUAAUCUAGAUACGGAAAAGCAGCGAUGGCUGCAAGAAUUACCGCUAAGAAACUCCUUCAGCUCGCUAACAGAAGAAUUAGACGACGGCCCAACAAGCAAUACCACAGCUCAAUCAACACACAUUACAAAACCUCCACCAAUAUUUGUUGAGGCGCAAAUAAUAGACCCGCUUAUUGAUCAACUAAACAAUAUAGUUGGAAAGGAUAAUUACACAAUAAAACAAACAAAAUUAGAACAGGUAAAAAUCCAAACAAACACACCAGAAAAUUAUAGGAAAGUUAUAAAAGAAUUAAGGGGGAAAAAUGCUAUAUACCACACGUACCAGCUCAAAACGGAAAGGAGCUACAAAGUAGUUAUAAGAGGACUGCAUCCAAAAAUUAACACAAAAAAACUAAGUGACGAAUUAGCAAAUAUUGGCCACUAAACAAGAACUAUAAACAAUAUUACAAGGUACGAUACGAAGCAACCACUACCGCUAUUCUUAAUAGAGCUAGAACCUAAAAAUAAUAACAAGGAAAUUUUCGAUAAAAAAAAUUUUAAACACAUUAAUUACAGUCGAGCCACCCAGGCACAAAAAAGACAUACCACAAUGCAUGAGGUGUCAACAAUAUGGACACACUAAAAAUUACUGCAACAGGAACCCGGCGUGUGUCAAAUGCGCAGGAAAGCACCUUACAGUGAACUGCCCACACACGGGAAAAAUAAAUGAUGUAAAAUGUUACAAUUGCGGUGGAAAUCACCCAGCUAGUUACAAAGGCUGUUUAGUAAGAAAACAACUUCAAGGUAAACUUUUUCCGCCGCUUCGUAACAGGAUAUACACUAACUCUCACACACAUCAGGAUAGCACAGUAACUGAAACAUCAACAAACAUACAACAUGUAAUGAACAUCAACCAUAAUAAUACCAACACCUUUGGUAGUCGAAGCUACGCGCAAGUAGCCAAACAGUCAACACCCUUAGAUAAUCAAAUCCAGAACAAUAACAUCAACGACGCUACAGAAAUCAAAGAACUGAUAAAGCUAUUCAUUAAAAACACGGAAAUGUUAGCAAAAAUGAUAAGUGAACAAAACGCAAUCCUUAAACAGCAAACGCAACAAAUCACACUCAUGCUACAGCUACUCACAAACACGCUAAGCAAAAAAUAAAAGUGGACACGCUUAAAAUAACAGCCUGGAACUCUAACGGCCUACAACAAAAGGCCCUAGAAACUAAAACAUUCCUGUACAACAAUAAUAUCGAUAUACUACUUGUUUCAGAAACACACUUCACUAUAAAAAACUAUUUAAAAAUACCGUACUACACCAUAUAUGAUACCAAGCAUCCCUCAGGAAAAGCACACGGAGGGACCGCAGUAAUAAUAAGAAACGACAUUAAACAUCAUUUACACAGUCAAGUUUGUAAGGAAUAUAUCCAAGCAACCACCGUUACAGUACAAACUAGCAGCAACUAUUUACAGUUGUCAGCAGUAUAUGUGCCACCGCGACACAAAAUUACAUCACAAAUGUGGGAAGACUACUUCCGACACUUAGGUGACAAGUAUAUUGCAGCGGGAGACUAUAACUCAAAGCACACACUAUGGAGAUCAAGAAUCACCAUACCUCGAGGCAGAACCUUGGAAAAAUACAUUAGAAAUAAUAACCUCACUAUAUUAUCCACAGGAAGACCGACAUACUGGCCGACAGACCUGAGCAAAAUACCUGACCUGCUAGACUUUGCAGUUACAAAGGGACUAAACGCAAAUAAACUAAACAUAGCACCCAGCCUCGAGCUUACCUCCGACCAUACGCCCAUUAUAAUUACAUACAGAAACAAACCAAUACUUUACAGCAGCACAGAGAAGCUAUGCAAUAAAACCACCAAAUGGCAAAUAUUCAAAGAAAUAAUAGAGAGCAAAAUCAGCUGCAACAUCCCACUGAAAACACCUGAACACAUCGAUCAAGCAGUAACAACACUCACAGAAACUAUCCAAGAAGCAGCAAGGGCAACCACUAUACCUGAAACAACCAACAGACAAACAAAAACAGCUCCACUAGACAUCCUCGAAAAAAUUAGAGAAAAAAGAAAAGCGAAAGCAAAAUGGCAAAAACACAGAACAAAAGAAAACAAAAAACACCUAAACAAACUCACAAAAGAAAUAAAAAACAAAAUAAAAGAGCACAACAACAACGAGUUCACAAAGUUCAUCGAGUCACUAUCUGCUCACGAGAACUACAACUACUCCCUAGCCACAAAAAGCCACAAAAAAAAUAAAGAAGACAACAAAAAUGGUAUCAGCAAUCAGAAGAGCAGACAACACAUGGGCAAGAAGCAACGAAGAGCAAGCUGAAGAAUUUUCCAACCACCUAUGCAACACAUUCACCCCACACAACAUCAACAACAGCAACCACAAUAGUCAUACGGACGAGGAUGCGCUAACUACUAGUACACCAACUGACAAUCACUACACCAUACCCAAAGCAACAGCACAAGAAAUGAGAAACAUAAUUGAGAAAACAAAAAACAAUAAAGCACUAGGAAUCGACCUAAUUAACAGCAAAAUCUUGAAAAACCUUCCGCCAAAAGCGAUAAGACAAAUCACAAUAAUAGUAAACGCAAUAUUAAAAAAAGAAAUGGAUCGUACAUUUUACGUGGUUUUCUUGUGUUAUUUACUUUUAAUUUUUUGUCUCGAAUCGAGGCGAAAUAAUACUUCGAGCUUUGCUUAUUAAAACUAGCCUGAUGUGUCUGCUUCUUCAAGGAUAUAUUCGAUGAUUGAAACGUUAUUGGAUCUCAUCCAAUAUCGGAACCGUUAGAAUAGUGCUUGAGAGACACACUUGGAGUAAAGUGCCGUACAUUGGUGGUGCUUGAGAGGCACACUUGGAGCGUUAAAAGUUAAGUCAAAUACGGAUUUUCUUUUUUUUUUUAAUUUAUUUACAUUUUACAAUUUGUCCAGUAGGACAUUUGGUAAAAUAUUAUAGCUUAGUGGUAUAAUAAUAUAACAUGUGGAUGGCUACCCCCAGUGGGAUACCAUCUUCGAAUUUGAUUGAUUUAUUUCUUUAGUGUGGUGAGUGUUUGUAUGUUAGGUUAUGUCCUUUGUGAGAUCUGUUGGGCGUUUCCUUUUUAGUCUUCUUUUUAUGAAAUACGGAUGAGCAGUUCUGUCCGAGCAGCCGAGCUAAACGGACGUGUAAAACAGUGCUUCAGAGAAAGUGCGGUAAGUGGGGAAAAGAAAGCUACGAACGUCAACGCCCAUAGCCAAAUGGUGGAAAAUCCAUGUCUUCUACUGAUAAGAUUAUUAUUACUAAAUCCAAAAUAUACAAAUACAAAUAUACAAAUACAAAUAUAUCAAAUCCAAGCCAAUCACUAAACGAAGAACAGGAGUGCUCAGCUAUAAAUUUUUUUUUGUUUUUUUUAUUUUAUUAAUUACAUUAACAAUUUGUCCAGUUUGGACAUUUGGUAGAAUUUUUUAGCUGUUUGAUUAUCAUGUGGGUGGCUACCCCCAGCGGAAUACCAUCUUCGUGUUUGUUGGGUUGUGUCCUUUAUGAGGUCUGCUGGGUGUCUCCUUUUCAGUCCUCUAUCCAUGUUUGAGGCGUUGAUCGUUUCCGCAGCUAGCCGGCUUGGGUGUGUUCCUAUUCUUUCUUUAUAUUUUCCUGCGUGUCUGUUAAUUUCCUCUUUGACCGUUGGUAUUCCCAGGUCCUUGCGUAUAUCCUCGUUUCUAACGUACCAUGGGGCGUUUACUAUUGUUCUAAGAAUUUUAGCUUGUACUAUCUCUAUUUUGUUUACAUGGCUCAUUGCUGCUAUCCCCCAUAGUGGUAUUCUGUACGUCCAGAUUGGUUUUAUGAUCGCUUUGUAUAUUUUUAAUUUAUUUUCUAUACUUAAUUUGGAUUUUCGACUUGUUAGCCAGUGCAUUUGUCUCCUUGUUGUCUGUAUUUUGUCUAUUAUUGAUUUAGUAUGCUGUUUCCAUGUGAGUUGUAUUUCUAAGUGGAGUUUCUAAGUAUGUGCGUGCCGUUCAGUAGGAUGUUUGGUGGUAUCUGUUUUCGCAGUGUGACUGUAAUAUGGUUGUAUUUAUCGGGGUUUGCUUUUAUUUGUUUAUCUUGCAGCCACUUUUCUAUUUUUGUGAUAUGUUCUUGUAGUAAUUUGACUGCUGUUUCUGGGUUAGUGUGCCUGACUAGUACUGCUGUGUCGUCCGCGAAUGUCAGUAUUUUGCUAUUGGUAGUUGUUGGUAUGUUGGCCGUGUAUAGUGUGUAUAGUAUCGGUCCUAAGAAGCUUCCUUGCGGAACCCCUGCCUUGAUGUCUUUGACUUCAGAGUAUGUGUGCUUGAUUUUUAUUACGAAGGUUCUGCUGCUUAAGUAAGAUUUUAUUAAUUGGUAUAUUUGAUCCGGGAAUUGUUUCCUGAUUGUUUGUAGUAGGCUUUCGUGGUUUAUUUUGUCAAAUGCUUUCUCUAUGUCCAUAAAGAGGGCUGUACAGUAUUGUUUGUUUUCUAAUGCUAGUAUUAUUUCGUUGAUGAGCCUGUGCAUUUGCUCUAUAGUGGAGUAUUUGUUUCUGAAUAUAUUAUUAAAUAAUAUAAUGAAUUAAAUAAUAUAAUAAUAUAAUGAAAUAAUAUUAGAAACAUCUAAAUAUGACGAGUCAGUGACGUUCGUUUUAUUGUCCAAGGCUUAAACAAAGAAUCGACAGUAGUUAUUUGCAAAGUGUGAAACAGUGGAAGGGGGGAUGCAAUGCUGACACAAGCACCACAGUGCUCAGACGAGGAGGGUUCUUCGUCUCGCCAUUUCCAAUCCCUCUUACGCUUAGCGACGUCAUCCAACCAACACUAACGGACUAUGAACGUUCUCCUUUACACGUACCUACACACAGAAACAUCGUUACCUGUACACAAUACGCGUACCGCAAGUCUGGCUCAGCCACUUUCAGACACCUUAGAAUUAACGCGGUGAUUUCGAGUACCCUGGGGAAUUCUUUGCUCGCCCGCCAGCUACGCCUUCUUCUUACAAGCUUACGGUCCCGGGCUGAAGCUUUAUUGGACUGUUGUGCUUGCCAGUCGAAACCGAUUUACGAAUAUUUUUUCGCGGAGAAUACGCGCUACGUCUUUCGUCGAGGGUAACGACCGCUGUUUAGUUGACUCUGUUUCAUUAUAAGUCGAAUCUGUUUGAUGUAAUCCUUUCGAUGGCUCCUUUUAGAUAAUUUAGGGGAGGGGGGGUCAGACGAUUUGUUGUUUAAAAAGAUUGUGAACUUAACAAGUGUCAUCAAAUAACGCAUUAAUAUUCUAUUAACGAUGCACAUGAAACAGUCACGAAAUUUUGCAGUGUUAUCUGUUCGGAGGAUAGUGAUAAUCGUACUCUUGUUAAUGUAUUUUGCGUUAAAUCGAUAUCUCAAUUUGUUUUGAAGAUAUAGUACUGCAAAGUUGUAUAAUAGACGUAUAUCUAAGUCUAUAGCCUUCGGCGGUCUGACCUACAGUUUUUCCAGGAAACGCACGUGCUUAGCUCAUUUGCAUCAUGGCCCUACUUAAGAGGACUGGUCCCUAUCACCGCGUGCGGUCGGUUGUAGAUGCAGUAAAUGACAUCCGACUUCUUCAUGGAGUUUGUCGAAAAUUUACUGUUCAAAACGAUUGGUAGACAAUGUUACUCCGCAAACAUCGCAUCUUACAUUCUUUAUAACAGAGGAAAAAGAAAAAAUUAUUUAUUUAAAAAAAUAAGAAAUAAGAAAUGAAAUCAUAUUAUUUCUCGUGGAAUUCUUUAAAAUGGUCAAUACAAUAAACUGAUAUAGGCGAGAUGCUGACAAACGGGUCAAACGUGAUCUCUCACAUCUGAAGAAUACUUAGCGACUGAAAUAAGAAGCAGUCGCAGCGCGUGUAAUAAUCCGCGCUUGGUGAUAGAAGACAGUCGCAGCGCGCGGAUUAACCCCUUCCCGUGACCAGACUGAUGCUCGUAAACUGGAACUAACAUUCAGUCACGAUCGUAACGGGCAAAAAACAGUCCGCGAGCUCGGCUUGUUAUGUCAGACUCGCGAUAUUCAUGUUUGGGCUAAAAUCUUCAUCGCGAGUCUGACUCGAUAAAGUACGGGAAGGGGUUAAUCCGCGCUUGGAUGCAAAUGGGCUAGUAAUAG
This is a messenger RNA of Bombus huntii, 11805 nucleotides long. RefSeq names its product lipid storage droplets surface-binding protein 2-like. Lineage: Eukaryota; Metazoa; Arthropoda; Insecta; Hymenoptera; Apidae. The transcript has 7 exons. Gene Ontology annotation, biological process: lipid storage; positive regulation of triglyceride storage. The coding region runs from base 656 to 1447 and encodes 263 amino acids. The record is from RefSeq and is a predicted model, not a curated record. Gene Ontology annotation, cellular component: lipid droplet; cytosol.